Molecule: messenger RNA, 2217 nt
Organism: Sugiyamaella lignohabitans
Lineage: Eukaryota; Fungi; Ascomycota; Dipodascomycetes; Dipodascales; Trichomonascaceae
Gene: VID28
Product: glucose-induced degradation complex subunit VID28
Exons: 1
Coding region: 1-2217 (738 amino acids)
Biological process (GO): proteasome-mediated ubiquitin-dependent protein catabolic process
Cellular component (GO): GID complex
Source: RefSeq, a predicted model, not a curated record
AUGAUCCCUACAAACAGCAUUCGGGAUCAACUGAGGGCGACAGACGAAUCGACUCAGUUAACAGGGCUUAAGCGACUGAAAAAUACUAUUAUCGGUCAUACGGAUCAGAAGGAACUGCUGUGUACAGAUGAUGUCAUAAAUCCUUUAUUAUCACUACUUGCAAAUGGGCCGCUCAGUGUCAGCCUACAGGCGAGUAUUGUUCUAGGAAGUUUUGCUCAUGGCUCUGAGAGCACAGUUCAGAAGCUAUUGAGAUAUCCCGUAAUUCAGACAGUUAUAACAACUAUAAACUCAGUUGUGUGUCCUGAUGUUGGCACGAAUGAGGUGUUGAGUCCUUCUCCUGAACUAAUAUCAUCAUGUCUACGAAUCUUGGUCACUAUCUUGCAGGCACAACCGGCCGUUGGUGUUAUUGCUCAAUAUCCCGAGAUAAUCGAUAUUCUAACAAUACUUCUAAGUGGUGAUGACUGUCCUAGUGAUAUUGUUCUACAGACUUGCAAGCUUAUCCCUUUACUAUCACCUCGCAAGACAGCUUCUUUAACACGAUUGCCGUCAUUAGCACCUUAUUUGCUGAAACGAAUCUCGAAUCACAUGGCUCAAGGUGGCCAUCGAACUCAACUAGUGUCACGCAAUUCACCAUUAGAGGCAGCUUUGUCGGCUGUAUCUCAGAUUUUGACUGAAAAGCAGGCAAGAUCUGUACUAGAACUCACGGCCAGUAACGUUAUCUCGAUAAACUCCAAAGCACCUGCAUUUUCAGAAUCUUCAAACGACUUUCUAUUAGGCUUAGUUCAUUUGACUAGGGCAGAUGAUAUUGGUAUUAGACUAACGGCAGUAGAGCUAUUAUCCAAACUUCAAAAUUAUGCAUCUUCUCCAGUUCAGAGAGAUAUAAUAGCUCGUAAUCUCCUACCCACUUUGGUGCCCAUGUUUGACUUACUGGGAACAGACCCAAGAGUUAGUCUGACUCUUUCAUAUAUCUGUCGAGAUAAUGAAAAGCAUGCCUCUUUGGCUGUUGAAAUCGGACUCGUAAAGAAAAUAAUUACGGUCCUCAAGGCUAAAGACAUUGCAUCAUGGAAAGACCGUGAAAUCAUUGAGAACAAUCUGUAUGCCUUGGCAGGCAUUGGAAUACAUCGCGACUCUUUACGUAUGGAGAUUGUGGAAGCCGGCGCUCUGACCUAUAUCACGAAUAUCAUUUCUCUGAAACCGGCAGCAGAGAGUAGUAGUGCCGAUAUUAGUUCUAUUCGGAAAGUGAAAAUCUCCGCUUGUCAUGUUCUCCGAGCUCUUUCAAGAAGUGUUGCUCUGAUUCGAACAAGUUUAGCAUCCACGGAUAUUGUUGACGGUAUAGUUGAUCUUUAUACAGAAUCUGAACCGUCGCCAGAACUUAAUGAUGGAAUAAUGUCUGACGAAAGCUCUUUUGAGGUUAUCGAGCGGGAGCAACAGCGGGAAGAUCAAUUGGAAGUGCGAACUGCAGUGAUGGCGGCUAUUUGUAAUCUGAUUUUAGAAUUUAGUCCUGUCCAAAAAACAAUUUUCGAGAAAGGGGCUCUUGACCUAAUUAUCGACGGUGCUCACUCAGAUUAUGCAUCACUGAGGUUGAACUCCAUCUGGGCACUGAAACAUGCUAUUUUUGAGGCUAAUAGGGACACAAAAAGUAUGGCAUUAUCAAAGCUCGAGCCAUCUUAUCUUUUGCGGCUGUGCAAUGACUCUAUAAUCGAAAUUCAAGAGCAAUCGCUGGACUUCAUUCGCAACUUUUUGUGCAGAAACUACCAAGGAGUCGACUACAUUUUUGAAUCCAUUGGCAAGGAGACUCUCUUUGAGUUGAUUGAAGAUAAAAUAGACCUUCAUGAGCAAUUUCCUCAAGUAUUGACGCCAGCUAUCUAUAUUCUUGUUCAUAUUGCAGCGGGAACAGAUGAGCAUCGCGAUAUUGUGGCUGAACAAGAAAGUGUUUUGUCAAAGCUCAUACCAUUGAUGACACAUCCCCUUGCUGACGUUCGGACAGCCAUUGUAUGGCUUAUUAUCAACCUGACAUGGCUGGAAGAGCCCGAUAAUUCUCCUCGUAGAGAAGUAUGCAAAAUCAGAGCUGAAAGAUUAGCCCGACUAGGAUUUAAGGACAUGUUGGAUAAACUUUCGCAGGAUCCAACUUUGGAUGUUCGUGAAAGGACCAAGACCGCUCUAUACCAGUUUGAUGAACUAUUUGGUAGGGGCAGUUCGAACUAUGUUGUAUCCUAA